AUGGGGCCGCCCAGGUGGGCUGCUGGCAUCGAUGCCUUCCGCACAGUGCCCAAGGACCUUGCGGAGGCGAGCGCCACCGGGGCGGUGAUGACUCUGGUGGCCGUCGUUACCUGUGCGGUUUUAUUCAUCUGCGAGACCAACGCAUUCCUUCGGUCGGAGCGCCGGACAGACGUAUCGCUGGACAGCAACCAGGACUCAAUGCUCACUAUCAACUUCGAUGUGACCAUGCUGGACAUGGCCUGUGACCACGUGACCGUGGGAGUGUGGGAUGCGUUCGGAAGUGACCGGAUGAAUAUCACCAAGAACAUCCAGAAGCAGCGCAUCGACCACAAGGGGAACGACAAAGGGCACGCGUACAGUGACGAUGAGCUGCUAGAGCUCGACUUCUCUGACAA
Messenger RNA from Symbiodinium sp. CCMP2456, 395 nucleotides. The record is from the annotation of a GenBank genome assembly. NCBI's taxonomy places the organism in Eukaryota, Dinophyceae, Suessiales, Symbiodiniaceae.